Rattus rattus (black rat) is the source of this 659-nucleotide messenger RNA. It is a transcript of the gene Immp1l, whose product is annotated as inner mitochondrial membrane peptidase subunit 1. The record is from RefSeq and is a predicted model, not a curated record. Gene Ontology annotation, molecular function: serine-type endopeptidase activity. Gene Ontology annotation, cellular component: mitochondrial inner membrane peptidase complex; membrane. The coding region runs from base 56 to 556 and encodes 166 amino acids. NCBI's taxonomy places the organism in Eukaryota, Metazoa, Chordata, Mammalia, Rodentia, Muridae. The transcript is spliced from 5 exons.
AAAACCAUUAUGAAAUUCACCAUCAGGCUGGCGGUGGCAGAGUCAACAUCAAAGUAUGCUUCGUGGUGUUCUGGGAAAGGCCUUCCGACUUGCUGGCUAUACCAUUCAGUAUGGCUGUAUAGCUCACUGUGCUUUUGAAUACGUUGGUGGUGUUGUAAUGUGUUCUGGACCAUCGAUGGAACCUACAAUUCAAAAUUCAGAUAUUGUCUUUGCAGAAAAUCUUAGCCGACACUUUUAUGGCAUCCAAAGAGGUGACAUUGUAAUUGCAAAAAGUCCAAGUGACCCAAAAUCAAGUAUCUGUAAAAGAGUAAUUGGUUUGGAAGGGGACAAAAUCCUUGCCAAUAAUCCAUCUGACAUCUUUAAGAGCCGUAACUAUGUGCCAACAGGUCAUGUUUGGUUAGAAGGUGAUAACUUAGAGAAUUCUACCGAUUCCAGAUGUUAUGGACCUGUACCAUAUGGACUCAUAAGAGGACGGAUCUUCUUUAAGAUUUGGCCUUUCAGUGAUUUUGGAUUUCUGCGUGACAGCCCAAAUGGCCACAGAUUUUCUGAUGAUUAAUAAGUAUUUCCUUUUAAUUUGAUUAUUGUCUAUUCAAGUGACUUUAUUCUUACUACAGUUGAAACAGUGAACUUAACAAUAAACUAUUUGCUAUUCAGUUUUA